GGGGGGGCCCGGGCCGGGCCGCGGCCGAGCAUGUCCAGGCCACCGCUGCUGCCCGCAGACGGACGGAUGGCGGCCGCCCCAGCCCCGACCAGCACCCCGGCCCACGGUGGACUGCCGGCGGCAGCCGUGCCGAGGGCCGGCUGAGGACGGGGCCUCUCCGGGCCGUUGUCGUUCCCGGCCUCUCUCCGAUUUGGAUCCUCCCUCGUUCCGGGCGCGGCUGCCUUUCGCCUCGGCCGCCGUCAUGAACGGGCUGUCGAUCAGCCAACUCUGCUGCCUCUUCUGUUGCCCUCCCUGCCCCAGCCGCAUCGCCGCCAAACUGGCCUUCCUGCCCCCGGAGCCCACCUAUGCCGUGGUCCCUGAGCCGGAGCCCGUGGGCAGCACCAGUACCGGCUCCCUGCGCGGCGGUGCCGCAGGGCGGUGGAAGCUGCACUUGAAGGACCGGGCGGAUUUCCAGUACUCCCAGCGGGAGCUGGACAACAUUGAGGUGUUUGUCACCAAAAGCAGCCGAGGGAACCGUGUUGGCUGCAUGUAUGUCCGCUGCGUGCCAGGUGCCAGGUACACGGUGCUCUUCUCGCACGGCAACGCCGUGGACCUGGGGCAGAUGAGCAGCUUCUACAUCGGGCUGGGCACCCGCAUCAACUGCAACAUCUUCUCCUACGACUACUCGGGCUACGGCGUGAGCACGGGCAAGCCCUCGGAGAGGAACCUCUACUCCGACAUCGAUGCCGCGUGGCAGGCGCUGCGGACGCGGUAUGGGAUCAGUCCGGAGAACAUUAUUUUAUAUGGACAAAGCAUCGGCACAGUGCCCACGGUGGAUCUGGCCUCCCGCUACGAGUGCGCUGCCAUCGUGCUCCACUCCCCGCUCACCUCUGGCAUGAGAGUCGCCUUCCCUGAGACCAAGAAGACCUACUGGUUCGAUGCCUUCCCCAACAUCGAGAAGAUCUCCAAAAUCACCUCUCCUGUCCUCAUCAUCCACGGCACGGAGGAUGAAGUCAUCGACUUCUCCCAUGGCCUGGCGCUCUUUGAACGCUGCCCCAAGGCUGUGGAGCCGCUGUGGGUGGACGGGGCCGGGCACAAUGACAUUGAACUCUACAGCCAGUACCUCGAACGCCUUCGGAAAUUCAUCUCCCAGGAGCUGGCCAGCCAACGCAACUAGCU
Messenger RNA from Gymnogyps californianus (California condor), 1158 nucleotides. RefSeq names its product abhydrolase domain containing 17A, depalmitoylase (gene ABHD17A). Gene Ontology annotation, biological process: protein depalmitoylation. The coding region runs from base 242 to 1156 and encodes 304 amino acids. Gene Ontology annotation, cellular component: endosome membrane; plasma membrane. The transcript has 5 exons. The record is from RefSeq and is a predicted model, not a curated record. NCBI's taxonomy places the organism in Eukaryota, Metazoa, Chordata, Aves, Accipitriformes, Cathartidae. Gene Ontology annotation, molecular function: palmitoyl-(protein) hydrolase activity.